AUGAAAGAACCCUGCCAUCUAAUUGUAUUUCCCUUCUCCACCAUACAGGAACUGCGUCGCGAUCUCACGGAGCUGUUCACGGAGGAUGAUGAGGAGUACGAUGAGGAAGUUGAGGACGAGGAGCCAAACAGGGAGACUAGUGAAAAGGAGCAGCAGACGUUGUCAGUUUUGCCAGCUCUCACUGCCGACGAGCCUCCUAAUUCAUACUUCGGUUCAGAAACCUCUGUGCAACCCGUUUCCAUCUUCUAUGCCCUAAUCAAGCGUUCAUCUCCCCAUCUUCUCAGUACCCUAGAUAUGGCAAAUCGGGUAAAGCGUCAACUGAGCAUGCAUCUACAGCUGCUGGCAAGCACAUUUGCGGCCACCAUCACACUGUCCGAUCUGGAGGAGACUGUAUGUCGGCCUAUCACUUCUUUCGUCGAUCAGAUCCACGCCAGCCUCCACCGUCCGUCCUCCCUGCUCGCCAGUCUUUCCUCCAUCCGCGAUCUCCUACCGGUUGUCGAUGAGACACGGAGGUUUGUGCACGAGUUUGCCGGUCUCAGCAUCCUACCCUGCUUCAGUUAUUCUACGGAGGAUCGAGACCAGCUGUUAAACACCCGCUCCAUCCCUCUGCCCUUCUUCCUCAUGGAUUAUAUCCUGCGCAGUGCCCUCUGGCCCUACCCUGACCUCUUGCCGCCUGGAUUGGCUUGUCCCACAUCGCUGGCUCCGCAGCGCCAACGGGACAUGUUCACCACCGACGAGGACAGUCUCCUCGUCCUGGGAAUAGCCAACUUCGCAGAGGCCUCACCCACACGUUUCGCUGACUUUGUUGAGCACUGCAACCUUGGUAGCACGACGGCAGCGGCACCGGGAGAUAGACCGCAACGAAUGCAGUCGAGUUUCUUUCGGUUUACCGCGACCCAUCUCCUGCCGACACGCACACCGCGUCAACUC
Dibothriocephalus latus is the source of this 930-nucleotide messenger RNA. Lineage: Eukaryota; Metazoa; Platyhelminthes; Cestoda; Diphyllobothriidea; Diphyllobothriidae. The record is from the annotation of a GenBank genome assembly.